Daphnia pulicaria is the source of this 1908-nucleotide messenger RNA. Its product is annotated as maspardin-like. The transcript is spliced from 8 exons. The coding region runs from base 111 to 971 and encodes 286 amino acids. The record is from RefSeq and is a predicted model, not a curated record. Lineage: Eukaryota; Metazoa; Arthropoda; Branchiopoda; Diplostraca; Daphniidae.
UAAUUAUUUUUGUCGAGUUGAUUAUUAGCAGACGAAACCCGUAAAGGCAGGUAUAAAGCAACAUUCCGGGUUUCUGACAGUCUUCUGCCUUCCUUCGUCCCGAAACAAACAUGGAAACAGACACCAGUUUAGAAUAUCUCUCUUUUCGAAGCAAUAUUCCCUGUCGCAAAAUUGUUUUAGAUGAUUCUGAAAAGGUGUGGACAAUAUACGAUGGUGGACCAAAAACUGUCAGAACUCCACUUAUAUGUUUACCCCCAGUUAGUGGAACUGCUGACACAUUUUUCCAGCAAGUUCUUGGUCUGAGUGCCAAAGGAUACAGAGUCAUCUCCCUCAGCUACCCUGUCUACUGGAGCAUCAAUGAAUGGUGUGAAGGCUUCCGUAAGUUGUUAGACUUCCUGCAGUUAGAUCAAGUUCAUCUAUUUGGAGCAUCAUUAGGGGGGUUUCUAGCCCAAAAGUUUGCUGAGUAUACUCACCGUUGUCCAAGGGUACUCUCAUUAGUACUUUGUAAUUCCUUCACUGAUACAUCUGUUUUCCAGUAUGGUGAUUCAGCUCCCUUCUUGUGGAUGUUACCCUCUAUGGUUUUGAAAAAAAUGGUUAUGGGGAACUUCGGUAGCGAGAAAAUGAUGGAAUCUGUCGUUGCAGAUUCGGUUGAUUUUAUGGUGGAAAGGCUGGAAAGUCUAUCGCAAGCGGAGUUAGCUUCUAGGCUAACACUGAAUUGUGGCAGUAGUUACGUCCACGUCGAUAAGUUGCAACAAUAUUGCGUUACCAUAAUUGAUGUCUUCGAUGACUGCGCUAUCGCCUCACCUGUAUGUGAGGAUAUGUACAGGAGUUAUCCUCAUGCCAGCAUGGCUCACCUUAAGAACGGAGGCAAUUUCCCUUACCUUAGUCGUUGCGACGAAGUUAAUCUACAUCUUCAAGUUCAUCUUCUUCGAUUUGAGAGAACGCGCGGUGGCAAUACUUUCAAAGAUUAAGUUGUAACUUCCAGUACGUUUUACGUGAACCUGAAUUUCGUCACAUCUCAGUCAUACUAAGUAGAUGCAACUUUGAACGUAUAUUGCAAAAUACUGCAUUCCCAUUGCUCCCAAAUGUUGCCUUUCUUUUAUCGCCAAACCUUUAAAUGAUCUAAUAUUUUGAAAUUUGUCGUGUCUUGAAAAAACUCUUAGAAUCGUAAGCCCCGACGACAGUGUAAUUGUUUGACUGGGCAUCUGUUAGGUAAGCAGGCUAUAAUGUUUUAUCCUCCCCUUUUUUGUUUGAUUUUCAAGGGACUUUUCUUUAUUGAUUGUCUGUUAUUACGAACUCGGUUAAGUAUGGCAAGCUAUUGCUCUACCAAUAUCCCUCGGAAUUCCAUGUUUUGCCUUGUAUCCAAUUGUGAUGACUGAAUAAUCAGAACGGGUGAGGAAACCCCCAAUUAUUUUUGCGAAAACUCGUCGGCUUUAUACACGUUUCAGUUAAGUUUAGUUGUGUUGACGUCGCAAUAAUAUUAUCUGACUGCUGUGUACGAAAUAAAACAAUAAUUUCUUACUUGUUUUCUUGAUUUUUAAAAAGCGAAAAUUACGGUUUGGCAAACUGCGCGCUCAAGAUGUGAAAACUGAUAUAUUUUGAGGAUUACAGCAGUACAGAUAUACAUGGGAGACGAUCAACUCUAGAACAUAAAAGAACCAGAUUAUAAUGAAGGUAAAAUAACUCAAGAAUGUGAAAAAAAAACUCCGAAAGUUCAGCUGUGGGGAAUCAUAACUGUAUAUGCCGGUUUGUUUUUGAAAGAAAAAAUGCCUUUGACAUGAAAAUCGUCGUAACAGUGUUACUAUAAAGCGUUAAAAUGACAAGCACACAGUGAGGAGAAAGUUGGGUGUUAUAUUAUAUCAUCUAGGCGGGAUUGAAUAGACCUCAAUAUCAGCACACAAUAAACUA